This is a messenger RNA of Guillardia theta CCMP2712, 1929 nucleotides long. RefSeq lists its product as hypothetical. The coding region runs from base 1 to 1929 and encodes 642 amino acids. The record is from RefSeq and is a predicted model, not a curated record. The transcript has 5 exons. NCBI's taxonomy places the organism in Eukaryota, Cryptophyceae, Pyrenomonadales, Geminigeraceae.
AUGAAGAGUUGGAUGGACAUCAACGUAGAGCGCACAGCGGGAUCGACGAGGAGGGACAACAUGUUCACGAAGCCCGAUCGAGCAUGGAAUACCCCGAGCCCUCCUGCUUCGCCUCGCACCAACAAGGACGACAGCUUCUUAGCCUCCCUCUACGCGGGCAUGCGGACGCCGUACGGAGCUGGAGGGCAGCAGAGGGAGGAGCUGGACCUUUCACCUGAGCUGCAGUCCCAGCGAGACCUUCAGAUGCGGCGAGCGGCUCGAGUGCUGGUGAGCGACCCGGUCUUCGUCAAGCUGGUGGUCGAGCCCUCAAGCAGCGCCUUCGCCGAAGAGCGAGCCUAUGAAGUCCUUCGCUCUGCUUCCUCCUCCCAGCCUUACGCCCUCAUCCUCAGCAAGCUUGCAAGAGACAACAAGUCGCUGAAAGACAUGGUGUUGGAACGAGACAAGAGGAUAUCUUCGUUGAUCGAGCAGAUCAACCAGAUCGAGACAGAUGCUCUCAAGGCGAAGAAGCACUACGAAGACCUUGUGGUUGAUGUUGAGAUGAGCGGGUCCUUGAAUCAGCUGGACGGGAGACGAAUGCAGGAGAUCCUCAAGAAGACAAAGGACCUCAUGCAGAAGAACCAUGAUGAGUUCACCAAGACCAAAGACAAACUUCAAGCCACCAUCUUUGACCUACGAAAGAAGCUAGAAGACUCCUAUGAAGAGAACAUGAAACUACAAGAGCGAGCUGCCUCGCAGGAUCCAACCGACAUGAACCGACAGGUCGUCUCUGCUCUCGACCACCUCAAGGCCUACAUAGCCAAGUCAAUGGAGCAGUCGGAGAGCGAGAGGGAGCGGCUUCUCACCAUGAUCCAAGAGAAAGACUCGCUGAAUGACACGCUGAGCAAGGAUCUCCGCGUCAAGGAGGCUGAGGCCUCGUCCUCUCUUGCUCAGCUCUCGGCGCUGCAACAGCAAGUGGCUGACCUCGAGCGAAGUCGAGCAGAGGCGUUGAAGGAGAACGAGCUGCUCCAGAAGCAGAUCGAGCGGGACGAGACCUUGAGGCUGGCGCUACAAGACCUCAAGCUCUCCCUCCCCUCUCAGCUCUCCCCCGACGACUUCCCUCGGGAUCGCCCGGCGCAGGCUGAGGGGGAAGGGAUGCAGAUGCUGUCGGAGGCCCUGCAAUCCCUGCAGGAGAAGGUCAAUUACAUGUGCGAUCGGCUACCUGUCGACAGCGCCUUCAUGCCGACCUUAGAGCCGCCGAUCAUGCACAACCAGUCCAACGACUCGGCGAUCAUAGGCAGCACCGAGCUGAGGGUGCAGAACGCGGCGCUGCAGAGGGAGGUGGAGUCGCUGAGCGAGAGGAUACGGGAGAUGCAGGACGUUGAGUCGCUUGCCAAGGACAUCAGGCUGCGGAUCGACAGCUUCCAACAUCUGGUGCAGGACCUGCUGACAGAGAAGGAGAAGUGCCGGCAGCUGGAACUGCAGUGCAGGUCCCUGCAGAGCGAAGUGUGCUCGGACAAGGUGCAGUGGUACCAGGGGCAGAAGCAGAGGCUCUUGGAAGACGAGCUCCACAGCUGGAAAGAUCUGGCUGGAGACUUCGAGAGCAUGAGAUGGCUCUCUCCUCAACCGAUCAGCCCUACUGCUCGAACCAACAUCAACAACAUCAACAACAUCAACAACAUCAACAGCAGCAGCAGCAACAACAACAACACAUACUCUUCUAGACAUGACCUCAGCACAAGAAACUCCGUCAGUCCUUCCAGACGUUCUCCUCGCUCAAACUCUAAGCCUGACACCAAGCAGCUCAAGACUGAGCAGGAGGAAGACACCUCGAGGCAGGACAAGAAGAGCGACGACAAGCGGAGCGACGCGGGGAGAGCAGUUGAGAAAAUCCCGACGGCUGCUGACCUUCUCAGGUCGCGCAAGUCAGGCGGUGGCAAGCAGGUCAAGUAG